Molecule: messenger RNA, 2034 nt
Organism: Pestalotiopsis fici W106-1
Lineage: Eukaryota; Fungi; Ascomycota; Sordariomycetes; Amphisphaeriales; Sporocadaceae
Exons: 3
Coding region: 1-2034 (677 amino acids)
Biological process (GO): amine metabolic process
Molecular function (GO): quinone binding; primary methylamine oxidase activity; copper ion binding
Source: RefSeq, a predicted model, not a curated record
AUGCAUCCUCUCGACCCUCUGACACCAGCCGAGAUAGCGGCUGCUGCCAAAAUCAUCAAAAGCAUCAACACGGAUAAGAACAUUCACUUCAAAAACAUCACACUAAUUGAGCCACCAAAGGAACAGUUGAAGAAAUUCCUUGCUGCCGAGAGAAAUGGCACAACUGCGCCUUUGCCCCCACGGCGAGUGUCGUCCUUGUAUUAUCAUCGGGGCACCGCGGAUCUCUUCCACACGACAGUGGACAUGGACUUAGGCAAAGUGGAGGGCACAGAGCAGCUGAAUUCUCGAUACUUUGGCCAAGCCGAUAUGGAUGAAGCCAUCGAGGUUCGCGAAAAGUGCUUGAGCCAUCCCCAAGUGAUUGAGCGGAUACGCAAUUAUGGGCUGCCGGAGAGCUUCGUCGUGGUGUGUGACACAUGGCCAUAUGGACGCGAUUCAGCGGAGAUGGGUAGGAGACUCUCGCAGUGCUAUCUUUAUGCCAAAGACGGCUCUCACCCUGGAGCCAACGCUUAUGACCAUCCGCUCCCGUUCUCUCCCGUCAUUGACUACGUCACCAAGGAGCUGGUCACCAUCAUUGAGCUUCCCGUCGGAGCAGAUCACAGCGUCACACCAGACUUCAAGUAUAUCCCGCACAAGUCCAAGGAAUGGCAUCACGAUCUUCACUCUGAGCCGCCCAGAACUGACCUCAAGCCACUCACGGUUCACCAACCCCAGGGCGCUUCCUUUACCGUGGACGGGCACUUGGUGAACUGGCAAAAGUGGCGGUUCAGGGUUGGCUUCAACUGGCGCGAAGGUAUGGUGUUGCACGAUGUAACCUAUGCCGGCCGGCAGUUAUUCCACCGCCUCAGCUUGAGCGAGAUGUUUGUGCCGUACGGUGACCCCAGAACCCCGUACUCGAGAAAGAGCGUAUUCGAUGUUGGUGAUAUUGGCGCUGGAGUCGCUGCCAACAACCUGGCAUUGGGCUGUGACUGCCUAGGACUGAUCAAGUACUUUUCAUUCACACUCAGCAACUCAAAUGGAGAGCCAGUGGAAAAGCCAAACGCCAUUUGUAUGCAUGAAAUCGACGACGGCAUCGGCUGGAAGCACACGGAUGGCGCAACUCGACAAGUCUCCAUUGUGAGAUCGCGAGUGCUUGUCCUCCAGACCAUCAUCACUGUCGGCAACUACGAGUACAUUUUCAUGUGGCACUUUGACCAGGCCGCUGCUCUACACUAUCGAAUUCAAGCCACUGGCAUUCUUUCGACCGUACCGAUUGCCCCUGGCGUCCAAGUACCAUGGGGCACCAAUGUCAACGACGGGGUCAUGGCGCCAUACCACCAGCAUGUCUUUUCUCUGCGCAUCGACCCAGCGCUAGAUGGUGACAAGAACAGUUUCGUCGAGGAAGAUUCCAUCCCCAUGCCUUUUGAUGAGAAUAACCCGGUCGGCGUGGGAUACAUUACGGAAAAGAGGACUAUGGCCACGUCGGGGUACUCCGAGGCGCAGCCAAAUCGUGUUCACAAAAUCAUCAACCCUUCAAUCAUCAAUCGAGUCACUGGAAGACCUAUCGGAUACGCGAUACACAGCCCGGUAAAGCAGAUGCUCUUGGCACAUCCCCAGUCAUGGCACGGAAAGCGCGCCAAGUAUGCCCUCCAGCCUUACUGGGUCACAUCACACCGCGACAAUGAAUUGUAUGCCGCAGGAGACUACACCUACCAGUCCCUGCCCGAGGAGGACGCGCCCGUCGGGAGUGUCACCCCUGGCCGUGGCGACGUUGCCACCUGGGCGGGCCGCCAGGACAAGGUGGACAAUGAGGACAUUGUACUGUGGCAUUCCAUCAGCUUGACGCACAAUCCCCGCCCCGAGGACUACCCCGUCAUGCCGUGCGAGACCAUGACUGUCAGCCUCAAGCCCAGCGGCUUCUUUGAGCAGAAUCCUGCCUUGGAUGUGCCGCAGAGCACGCAAGGCAUCAACAAGAGUAUACUGUAUGAGCAGUACCAGCAGACCGCAGCCAAGACGUCACCGGGGAAUGCUGCAGGCUGUUGCACCCCUAAACUCUGA